Molecule: messenger RNA, 261 nt
Organism: Dentiscutata heterogama
Lineage: Eukaryota; Fungi; Glomeromycota; Glomeromycetes; Diversisporales; Gigasporaceae
Source: the annotation of a GenBank genome assembly
GAUAUGAUUUCAUCAAAUAAUAAAAAAGAAUACAACAAUGAUCCUGUGUUUAACUUAGAGCAAAGCCUAUAUGAGUAUGCUCUAGUUUUAGCAGAAUUUAAAAAUAAUUCAUUAAAAGAAUUUAGUGUAGAAGACCUACCAAUUUUGCAAGAAACAAGCAACAAGGAAACUGGCAAUAAAUAUACUAAAGAGAUUCUCGUGAUUAAGAUGAAACAACCUACACCAUGUAUCAUAAUCGAUAAUAAUCAUAGAGAAAAAUAA